Monodelphis domestica (gray short-tailed opossum) is the source of this 5349-nucleotide messenger RNA. It is a transcript of the gene EFCAB5, whose product is annotated as EF-hand calcium binding domain 5. NCBI's taxonomy places the organism in Eukaryota, Metazoa, Chordata, Mammalia, Didelphimorphia, Didelphidae. The record is from RefSeq and is a predicted model, not a curated record.
GUAGCGCUCGGCGGGACCCGCUGGGGCUCGGAGGCGGCGGCGGAGCCGCAGUGACAGGAGCGGCGCCGGGACUCACCGAGGCGCAGGGGCUGGAGGUGGUGCUGGGGGUGGGCGAGCGCUGGACCGUAACCAAAGCCAUCUAGGUGAAGAAACGGAGACCCAGGAAAGCUAGAUGAUAUGGUGAUAUGAGAACUAAGAGGAGACUUCACAUGUAUACACCUAAAUCCAACGUAAGGAAAGAUGGGAGCAAAAAAGAGAUCUAGGCAAAGUCCUCUAGGAAAUUUUGAAGAGGAAAGGAGAGCACUCUAAGAAGAAUCCGAGUCCAAAGGGUCACCUCUUCUCUGCAGACAAGAUGAGUAAGCCACUUUCCAAAGAGAAGUCCUCCAUCCCUCAAAAUUUAAAAGAUCCAGCGGAGCCUGGCCCAUCUCCUAAGGAUGUACAGAAUGUGUCCACAGAUGACAAAGUCUCUGAUUUUCCAAAUUCAGCCGAACAAGUAAUAGGGGAAGAAAUCAAUCCAAAUUUCUUACCUCUGGUUGAAGAAGAAAAACCAGGAGAAGAUCUGAAACAGGUGUCUUUUCAUUCCAAAAGUAGUACAAAUGAAACAGCAUCGGAUCUUACAGAAUCUGGGACAUCAGAGAAUACAGCUAUGCUCUUAGAGGUCCCUAUAGAUACGGAAACACUUGCAUUCCCAUGGAAGGAAAACUUCUUUGACAAAAUUGAGGCAAGAUCCAUGGCCAUGCAGAAUGAGGUCAUUCAUAAGCUUUCCCUCCAGAAGGAACAUGAGAAAAAGAUGGCUGCAAAAUACCCUGUGGAUGACUUGGCUAAUGAAUGGCUAAGUGAUGACAAAGACACACUGGAUACUCAGGCAUAUUUGCUUGAGAAGUUAUUGCCCACCUUAAUACCAGGAGUUGAAAAAAUGUUAAUGGAGGUAGAAAAGAGGAAGCUAUUAGGACCCAUCAAGAAGAAAACUUUUGAUCCGAUUAAUUAUCUGGGGGAAUACCUGAUGAGAAAUAAUCCCAAUUACCAAAAGGAUUUACCAGAGACUGGGUAUCUGAAGGCAAUGAAGAACGUCACAAAGGUUAUGAAAACCCAGAUUCCUGACACUCCAUACAAUAGAGUAUUCAAGAUAAAGAAGGAAGUCAAAGAAAACAGAGAAAAAAGGGAAAAUAUUGAGAGAAUCAAGACUCAUGUGGGUAAGGUGAGGAAGGAAGCUCUGACACUGCAGUUCCAAGAAUGGAUUCUGGAUCCUGAAAGAAGGCUUCCACUUCCCGUGAUCGAGAAUGCCGCCCACGUAUUUCUGGACACUUCAGCAGGGCUUAAAACGGAGUCACUUUUUCAGCCAAUGGAAUUUAUAGGAUCAAUGAAAGACAUGAUAGAUGAAGAACAUUUUAUAGAGGUUAUCUUUCCAUGUAUCAAGGAAUUGACAAGUGAAAUGUUUACGGACUUCCUGAGGCACCUUUACCAGUGUUCAGGUGACUUCUAUGAUAUCUUGAAACAUGACCAGUGGAGGCAAAAGUUUUUAAAACUCUUCUUUGCCUGUGAUGUUGGAAAGUUGGGGUUCGUGGACCGGGAAAGGACAUUGACCUUGCUGGAAAACUUCUAUGAUAAAAACCCGAAGAUGGUUAGGAGGCUCUUUUAUAACCCAAAGUUUUGGCCAUUCGUUGAAUUUGAAGAGAUAGAACCAGCUGAGUUCUGGGGAGAUUUGGAUGAUGAGAGGAGCCCUUUUGAGAAAUAUGAACAAGUAUCUCAAGUAGAGUGGAAGAAAUCCACUCAUGGAAUUGCAAAGAAAUUGCCCUUCGAUGACAUGGACCUGAUUGGAGAGGAGGAACAGGAACGGAAAGUCAUUAGUUGGUCUAGGACCACUAUAACUUAUGAAGAAACUACCUCAGAGCCAGAAGUAGCAGCAGAGGAGGAGAAAGGGGAUUCUUCUAGCAAGAAGAGCUUUAAAAAGUUGGACUUGCUUCCAGAGGAGUUGCCUCCAGGAUCACAAAUCGAUAUAAAAAUAAGCCAAGAAGCAAAGCAGGAAGAACCAUCCACAGAGCAAGGAGAACCAUCCCAAGAGAAGAGAAAAACAUCCAGAUCAGAGGAAGAACCAUCCAAAGAUCAGGAAAAACCUGAAAAACCAAGUUCUUCCAAGGGUUCAGUAGAAGAACAGAGAAGCACCACAGAAGAGGAGGACUUAAAAACUGGAGUAAAAAAAUCCUCAGAAAGCGAGCCAGCAACAGAACAGAGAAGCUCAACAGUAAGACUGCAGGAGCCUGAAGAAGAACAAGGAGAAUCAUCAGAGAAGACAGAACCAUCAACAUCUGAAAAAGCAGUAGCAGAAGGGAAAGAAAUCAGUUCCAUGGAAGAAACUACUGAACCCCCAGAGAAAAGCAGUCAAGAACACUCCAAAGUUUUUCCACAGGGAGAGGAAGAUGAAAUUCUGUUCAAGGCAGAAGAUGUUCUCCCAGAAGGAGAAAAAGAAUCAAGCUGUGAGCCCCGGACCCAGCUAAUAGAAGGGAAGCCAUGGUCAGGUGAUCUCUUAACUUCUGACCUGAGUAUAAAGUAUAUGAAAUAUGGAGAAAACACAAAGGCUCUUCUAGUCUCUGAUGAUCCCAGGUUCUUAGCGUUGCGUCCAAUAAUCCUCAAACUUAAGAGACAAGAACAAUCCAGGAUCAGGAGCGCCUUCUCACAGCGCUACCUCAACCUACCACAGUUUGUUCAGCUCCUGGAUACAUUUGUGAGUGAUGGCAUCCCUUUGGGUAUUAUGAAGAAAUUCAACACGUUUUUUAAGAAGAAUUAUAUGGAGACAGAGGAUGAUAAAAUAAAUAGCUUGGAAAAGAUUUAUAAAGAGACCAUUGGGCAGCGAAGGAAGCUACUCCUGGAUGCUCUCUUUGAGAAAUGGGAUAAUGAAGGCUCUGGAUUCUUGGAACUGCAGAAGAUCGAUAACCUUCUGUUUACCUACAAAGAGGGCAUGGAGAAAGUGUCUAUGAAUAAAGCAAAAAUGCAUAUUGUAUUGCCACAGCCCCAUCCUGGCAAAGAAGUGAGGUUAACCAUCAGCCACUUUAGAAACUACAUUGAGCUGGUGGUGGCAGAACUCACUGGAAACGAAGAUGAAGUCUUUGACAACGUGGUGGAGUUUCUGAUGAUGAGCUUGAAACCGUCCCACGUGGAGCAACUGCGGAACGCAGCCCGGCACAAGUGGCUGGAGCGGAUCCAGCGAGCCGCGGAGACCAGUAGAGUGUGCCUGCAGCCCAUUUACACGGAGGUCUUUAAGGCUCUAACGGAGGAUGCCGAAGCCCACGGCUACAGCAAGAGGAUCAGUGCCCACAUUGCCUUCUUGGAAGAGAACAAAGCCAUGCCAGAGAGAGGAAGCACCCUCCUGAGGAAUGUGGCCUGUACUGCCCCUGAUGUGCCCUAUGUCUUGAACCAAGUGCUUUACCGAGAUAUGAGUGGAAUCAGUUUUGCAGUGGUGGAUAAGGGAGAGCCCAUCCAUGUUCCAGAAGUUGACAAGCAUGGAAAUAUUCACUUCUGGAACACUUCCCGUGAACCAGGAAAACAGAAAGGAUCAUUCCUGGCUAUCCCUCUUCAGGAUGCUUAUAAGAGAAGUUUUGGUGUCCUGGGAGUAGACACCCUCCGGAAUUACCCCAGAAAAACCAUCUUUUCAGCUCAUGAGAUCAGUUUCUAUCAGGGUGUAGCCAAUGCAUUCAGUAUUGCCUACCACCACAUCCAUAGCCGGGAACACAUCUUACAUGUGAUAGCAACUGCUGCUGGCUGGCUCCGAAUUGUAACACCUAGUAUCAAGAACCUCACCACCUUCCUGGUGGAAGCUGGACCAGACUAUGAAUCAGAUUAUGCUCUUCAAAAAAUUAUGUACCUGGAUAAUAAAAAACGUAUGGAAGUCUUCUCCCAGCCUUCUAUUAUCUACAGAAAGGAGAGUCUAUUCAGAGACUACCUCUUUAAAAGCGCAGACACCUCCCAGGUGGUUUUUGCCUAUGCCCUUGGGACCUAUCACAUAACUGCUCCACUUCGAGACAGAAAGGGCGUGGCCAUGGGGGUGAUUGAUUUCUCCACUGGACAAAAGAAGGUGUUGCCAAAUCAGGAGUACAGAGAUUUACAGAAAAUGCUGAAGAUAGUACAAACAGCCUGCAAGGAAAUACUGGGCGAAAGCACGGGAGAAAUAAAGAAGCAGCAAAUCCUAGAGAUGGAAUACCAAGGAGAUGUACAAAAGGCAGGAAUCCUCUUCUUCCGUAUCAUGCUGAAAGAGAUCCAGGAGAGGAUCCGGGAGCUUGAUCCUCAGGCCUUCAAAAAUUUGAAGUUUCAUUCUGAAAACUUUUUGUCUUUGAUAUUUGAUUCUUCAAACUUUGAAAAGGAUGAGAAACCGCCUUCCUUGGCCCAUGACAUCCUUAAAGCAAUCUUGUUGAUCUUUAAUCCAGAGUGGGAAGGUAGAGAGAUGCUUGAGGACUGGAAUAAGUGUAGACAGCUCAUUACCAAUGAACUGAUUCAAAAGCUUUGCAACUUUGAUCCCACUGCUGAAUAUGUGAGAGUUUAUCCAGAAGUCAUUGCUAAACACAUCAAAAGAAACCCCAGAAAAAUCAUCUGGGCGGAGGGAUCUGUUGCCCUCGAAUAUAUGUACCACUGGGCCCUUACCUGUCUGUUUCUGGUCGAGAUAAAAUUUAAACUGGAGAACAAAUACAUUCUUCCUCUGCCUGCAGGAGAAAUAAGACGCAAGAAGAGAAGUUCAUUCAGACCCUGAUGGGGAUGGUAGAGUAUCUGCAGGGCUUUUUAAGCUCAGUUCUGCUUUCUUUCUUAGCUGGUAAGAUAUUUUUAUUUGGGGAGAAGUGCUUCCAGACAAGUGUCUCUCGGGCCUCCUACAACCACGCCAGGAGAACGCCUCGGACCUCGAGGCAUCGAAAUCACAGCCAAAUCGCACCAAUGUCUGGAGGCACCGAUGGGUGGGUGGUGUUUGCCUCAUUUCUCUCAUGGGAAGGCCGAAGUUUAGGACUGGGAAAAAUCUAGAACUCUGAAAUGGAAAAAUAGAUUGCCUGGUAGAUGAGCAAGCGUGGAGGCCAGCUUCCAGUCUGCGCUCCCUUCUAGCCUCUCUGACUCACGGCCCCUUCCCGGUGGAAAAGCCAUUUUAGCCAGAAAGCCCUGUGGAAAGAGCGUGGCCGUUUCUCACUCCUGGGGAAAAGCCAACAACCCCUUUGUUGCAGAGGGCCUGGUCUAGCUCAAGAAUGGCAGAAAGACUUCGACUUGUUUCAAGCUUGUGAUUACAGCAAACUUUGCUGGUCGGCGGCAAGAUUCCAUCUUUGUAAUAAUGUAUCUGAUGGCAGAGUCCAUUUUUAAUAAAAUUUUGGGAAAUUAAAA